UUCUGCUAAAUUCAGUAUCAUGAAAUCUAGUCAACUAUUGAUAAAAUUGAAAAAAAAUUUUGGUAUUUUUUAGUCAAACCGAGAUAGCAUGGCAUGGAAUUUUCUGAAAAAACGUCUGAAUCUUUAGAUUUUGACAAUUGUCGAUUAUUAAGAAAGAAUUAUAAACAUUUAUAGUUUAUUUUCUUUCUUAACUAACUCAUUAUCCAGUUACAAGCAUAAAAAGCCAAACUGCUAAGUGGUAUUGUCAUCUUAUUGAUGAUAAAAUCAACAAAAUAAAUCACGAUCGACACUUCAUAAAAGUUGAAACCGAAAAGUUUAACAGAUUUCUUCAAUCAAAAUGAUGAAAAGUUUUACUAGAGUUAACAAGUUCAGGAUAGUUUAUGAGUGGGAAAUUAAUGAAGUGACAUCAUUAAUUAAAUCUGCGAGAUUCAACGACGAGGAUACCUAUCUUGAGUCAUCUAAAUUCUCGACAGGCUCGUCAGAAGUUGAAGAUUCGUGGUUUUUAAAAUUGCGUUUAAAUAAUUCAAAGUCCGAAAAUAAAAGAUAUAUGUCAGUAUUCUUAGCAACAAAUAAUGAAGAUAAAGAGAUACGGGUAACAUAUUUUCUUUACAUAUUGACUGAUAAAAAAGAAAGAAAAAAUAUUCAUAGUGCAGAUAAAAUUUUGGGAAAAGACUCUGAUUGGGGAUACAGAGCAUUUAUUGAAGAAAAAGAAUUGUUGGAUAAUAAAAAUCAAUAUUUACCGGGCGACACUUUGACAUUGUGCCUUGAUCUCACCGUAUAUGGCGAGUAUAAAAGUUUUUCUACUGAUGUCCUUCGAAGGACAAAGUCUUCAAUGAUUCAAGAUUAUAAGACACUUUAUCUCAAUAAAAUUGGAAGUGAUGUCACUUUAAUCGUCCAAAAUCAAAAAUUCAAUGCUCAUAAAGGCGUUUUAAUAGCAAGAAGUCCAGUACUAGCGGCAAUGUUUGUCCACGAAACGAUUGAAAGUAAAAAAAAUGAAGUAACUAUAACUGAUAUUAGGCCAGAAAUAAUUGAAAAAAUGCUAGAGUACAUCUACUGUGAUGAAAUAAUUAAUAUCGACAAUUAUGCGCAAGAGUUAUUAGAAGCUGCAGACAAAUAUCAAAUUCAGACAUUGAAAGGAAUGUGUGAAGAAUCAAUAACCAAAUCUAUAAAUUUUGAAAAUGCUAUUCGAAUUUUGAUUUUGGCUGAUCGUCAUAGUGCUCAACAAUUAGUUAAAUUUGUUACCGAAUUUAUAAUCGCUAAUGCAAAAAGCAUAAUCGAGACUGAAGACUUUAAAUCUAUGAAUAAAUCCAAUUCGCCUAUAUUUCCAAUGUUAUUUGAAAAAAUGGCAAUUACAUACGGCAAUUAAAGGUCUGAUAAAUAUAAAGUAUUUUUCUACAUCCAUUAUGUUGAAUUUUUUAUAAAAUUUAGAAUUUUUCCUAAAAUAUGUUAAACUUGAAUCUUACCAAUGUCUCAUUUUUUAUGAUGCAUUUCAAAAUGUAUGUAUAUGU
Molecule: messenger RNA, 1508 nt
Organism: Cotesia glomerata
Lineage: Eukaryota; Metazoa; Arthropoda; Insecta; Hymenoptera; Braconidae
Product: speckle-type POZ protein-like
Exons: 3
Coding region: 338-1366 (342 amino acids)
Biological process (GO): proteasome-mediated ubiquitin-dependent protein catabolic process; regulation of proteolysis
Cellular component (GO): cytoplasm
Molecular function (GO): ubiquitin protein ligase binding
Source: RefSeq, a predicted model, not a curated record